AUGUUUCCUCGUAUCAUCUGGAAUCCUUUUUAUUCUCUCAAGCUAAUUUCGAAUAGGAAAUAUGUUUCAACAGCUAAAAUUCCCGAAUAUUUGUUGGACAGAACUGUGAAACCUGAAGAAGUUUUGGAACGUCUUACUCCAUACGAUAAAGAAAGACUUGAAUUUUGUAUGACGGAAUACCGUACUAUGCUUGAACAAGGUGCUAGUGUUCCCAAGUCUCUGAGCAAUAAAAACAUUUUGGACUUGUUGUGCUGUACGAGCUUUACAUCUCGAGCUAACUUUCUGAAAUUCCUGUUCAAAUGUGAAAAGCGCGAGGAAAACGCCUUACUUAAAAAGGCAGAAAAGGUCGCGCCUAUAAUUCCUAAGAAACCUGCAUCUUCUGACCGUAUUUUGCGCAUGAUUGAUGAAAAAUACGUUCGUUUACACUGGGAUUUUUGGCAAGCAUCUGAAAUUCGAUGUCCGGAUUCAGCUCAGAACCUACUGUUUGAUUUUCUUUUGAAUCUGAGAUGA
Messenger RNA from Trichobilharzia regenti, 510 nucleotides. The record is from the annotation of a GenBank genome assembly. Lineage: Eukaryota; Metazoa; Platyhelminthes; Trematoda; Strigeidida; Schistosomatidae.